UAUAAGUCAAUGCUCGGCUGCGGAUCUGACAUUCUGACAGUAAUUUUAGCUCAGCUGAAGUAGAAGCAAGAAUUGUAGCGAAAGUUGUAUUUGUGUUUUCGUCUUGUAGUUAUGCCUGGUCAAUCUUUAAUGUUGAAGGAUAAAGGCCAGUUGCUUUUUGAAGAUCAAUGGCCACAUAUGAGACCGAUAAUCUUAAAAUUAUUACAGCAAGAAACAGUUACCCACAAUGAGUGGCAAGACUUAUUUUACUCCAUGUAUCUUGUGUGUUUGUGGGAUGAAAAAGGAGUGUACAAGGUGCGGGAAGCUCUCAAAGAAGACAUAAUGCAAAUAAUAAAAAUUGCUCAGCAGAGAGUUUUGGCACACCAAGAAGAUCAAGCACUGCUGAAGGCAUACAUUGCUGAGUGGCGGAAAUUCUUUACGCAGUGUAUCUAUUUACCUACACCAUUCCGACAUUUUGAAAAUGCUGCUCAAGGUAAAACAACCACAACUUUGGGUGCUGGCAAGCAGACACAGUCAGAUGAAAGCAUCGUCAGAAAGUUAAUGUUGGACACUUGGAAUCAGAGUAUUUUCUAUGACAUCAAGCAAAGAUUGCAAGAUUCAGCCAUGAAAUUAGUCCAUGCCGAGAGAAAUGGUGAAGCAUUUGACUCACAAUUAGUUAUCGGUGUUCGAGAAUCUUACGUUAAUUUAUGCUCCAACCCUGAAGAUAAAUUGCAAAUUUAUCGGGAUAACUUUGAAAAAGCCUACAUUGAAGCAACCGAGGCUUUUUACAAAAUGAAAGCGCCAGAAUGUCUACGACUAAAUGGUGUCCAGAAUUACAUGAAAUAUGCAGAUGCAAAAUUACGAGAGGAGGAACUAAGAGCCCAGAAAUAUUUAGAACCAUGCAGUGGCUCGGUACAAUCGUUAACAGAAUGUUGUGUGGAAGUUUUGGUCACCACUUUUAAGAAUACCAUUAUUGCAGAAUGUCCUGAAAUGAUAAAGAACAAUGAAACAGCUAAAUUACAAUUGAUGUUCCGACUUCUUGAUCGAGUGCCCAAUGGAAUUGAGCCAAUACUCAGAAACUUGGAGGACCACAUUGUCCAUGCUGGUUUGGCUGACAUGGUUGCAUCUGCCGAUAUAAUUACUCAGGACUCUGAAAAAUACGUUGAACAACUCUUGGAGUUAUUUAAUCAAUUUAGUACACUUGUUAAACUUGCAUUCAAUGAUGAUCCAAGGUUUUUAACUGCUCGAGAUAAAGCAUACAAGCAAGUGGUAAAUGAUACUCAAGUUUUUCGUCUAGAACUGCCUAGUAAACAAAACGCCAGCUUAAAAUCUCAGCCUGAAUCAAAAUGUCCGGAGCUCCUUGCCAACUAUUGUGAUAUGUUAUUGCGUAAAACACCUCUAAGCAGGAAAUUAACUACCGAUGAAAUAGAAAACAAACUAAAAGAUGUGCUUCUGGUUUUAAAGUAUGUCCAAAAUAAAGAUGUCUUCAUGAGGUUUCAUAAAGCUCACUUGACAAGACGCUUGAUUCUAGAUACAUCAGCUGAUUCUGAAAAAGAGGAAAAUAUGGUAGAAUGGCUUCGAGAAAUCGGCAUGCCUGCAGACUAUGUCAAUAAGCUAGCUCGAAUGUUCCAAGAUAUCAAAGUUAGUGAAGAUUUAAACCUGCAUUUCAAAGAAACUUAUCGCAGCUGUAAAGGUAGUAUUGCUGAUUCAAUAAAUAUUAAAAUAUUAAAUGCUGGAGCUUGGGCAAGAGGAAGUGAACGCGUUACGGUAUCUUUACCCUUGGAAUUAGAGGACUACAUUCCAGAAGUAGAGGAUUUCUAUAAGAAGAAGCAUAGUGGUAGGAAACUUCAGUGGUAUCAUCAUAUGUCUAAUGGGACAAUAACUUUCUCCAAUGCUGUUGGGCGUUUUGAUGUCGAUGUGACCACUUUCCAGAUGGCUGUUUUAUUUGCAUGGAAUCAACGACCUUUUGAGAAAAUAACCUAUGAAAACCUGAGACUUGCAACAGAGUUACCCGAUCCUGAACUUCGGAGAACAUUGUGGUCUCUAGUUGCUUUUCCAAAACUUAAGAGGCAAGUGGUAUUGUAUCUUCCCGAAGUACCUUCUCCGAAAGACUUUAAAGAAAAUACAACAUUUUGGAUCAAUCAGGAAUUUGCAUUAGUCAAAAAUGGGAAGCUUCAAAAAAGAGGUAAAAUAAAUUUAAUUGGUCGGUUACAGCUUUCAACAGAAAAAAGCAAAGAGGAAGAUAAUGAAAAUAUCGUUCUCUUGCGAGUAGUUAGAGUACAAGAAGCAAUCAUAAAAAUACUAAAAAUGAGGAAGAAAAUUACUAAUGCUCAGCUGCAACCCGAGUUGGUAGACAUCCUCAAAUACAUGUUUUUGCCCAGUAAGAAGAUGAUAAAAGAGCAAAUAGAGUGGCUCAUUGAGCAUAAAUACAUGAGACGAGAUGAAGAAGAUAUUAACACAUUUAUCUACAUGGCCUAAGUCCUGUGUUUGAUGACUCAUUUUGAGUGUCAUGAUCAUUUUAUACAAUUGAGUCAUCUCAGCUCCAAUAUUGACGCAGAAGUGGUUUUGUUGAAUGAACAUUUAUUUUUAUACAUUUUUUGCGACUAUCAUCAUCUAAGAAAUAGCAUUCAAAAAAGAUACAGCUGUAAAGCUUAGCUGAAGAGCAUUUAGUCCCUAAUGUUUUACGGUUUUUAACUUUAGCUAAAGUGCAUAAUCGUAAACAUUGUAUGCAGUGCACUUUAUCACUGCACAAAUGCUCAAAAUCAAAGAUCUGAAUAAGUUUUAAAAUAACAAUCGAAUUUUUAAAAAGAAGUAAAAGCUGUUAUAUUCAUAUUUCAACAUUUUUAAAAAACUCAAGCCUUUACCAUACGAUUAUUUGUCGGAAGUUUUUCGGUGGUUACCCAGGCCACCAUAAUCAGCUGA
Messenger RNA from Bemisia tabaci, 2901 nucleotides. RefSeq names its product cullin 5 (gene Cul5). Lineage: Eukaryota; Metazoa; Arthropoda; Insecta; Hemiptera; Aleyrodidae. The record is from RefSeq and is a predicted model, not a curated record. Gene Ontology annotation, cellular component: cullin-RING ubiquitin ligase complex. Gene Ontology annotation, molecular function: ubiquitin protein ligase binding. Gene Ontology annotation, biological process: ubiquitin-dependent protein catabolic process.